CUUAACCUACCAUUCAAGUCACCAAUAUUACCCCUUGGAUCGCGUUUGAUCUUUUGAUGGAAAGUUUCCUGUAUUCGUAUUGUCUUGACGGCUUUUCCUAAGAUCGUCUCUUCAGUCUCCAGUUUUGGACCUUCUAGAGAGAGAUAGACAGAAAUAACGUCUCUCCUUCCCAAGUCAAUUCAGGCGACUCCCCACAAAACAAGGUGAAUUCUGCAAUCAAAGCAUCUACUUGUAAGGAGCUCUUCGCGUUUUUAGCUGAAUUAAGAGGAAGAAAAGAAGGAAGUGGGUUGUUUCUGAUGAGUUCUAAUCCGGCGUCGUCCAGCGUUGGCAUAGCUGGAUCGGGAGAUAAUUCAGGUGUCAGAAGGAAUACGAAGAGACCCAAGUAUUCAAAGUUCACACAGCAAGAACUUCCAGCAUGCAAGCCUAUUCUCACACCUCGAUGGGUGAUUUCAGCGUUUAUGGUUAUUAGUAUUGUCUUCAUCCCUAUUGGAAUUGCUUCCCUUUUGGCUUCCAAUGAUGUGGUUGAAAUUAUUGAUCGAUAUGAGACUGACUGCAUACCACAAGAGGCUAGAAAUGAUAAGAUUGGAUAUAUUCAAAACCCUGCAACAGAGAAGAUGUGCAACAGAACAAUAACAGUUAAAAAGACUAUGAAGCAGCCAAUUUAUGUGUACUAUGAGCUCGUCAAUUUCUAUCAAAAUCACCGUAGGUAUGUGAAGAGCCGAAGUGACACGCAGUUAAGAGAUCCAAGCAGUGAGAAUGACAUAAGUGCUUGCAAACCCGAAGAUAAUGUGAAUGGAUCGGCAAUUGUGCCUUGUGGUCUUAUAGCUUGGAGUUUGUUUAAUGAUACUUACAGCUUUUCCCACAACAACAAGCAAUUGGCAGUGAACAAGAAAGGUAUCGCAUGGAAAAGUGAUAGGGACCACAAAUUUGGUAAAGAUGUUUAUCCUAAAAACUUUCAGCAAGGUGGUCUCAUUGGUGGUGCAUCUCUCAAUUCAUCUAUCCCGUUGAGUGAACAGGAGGACCUCAUUGUUUGGAUGCGCACGGCAGCACUGCCAACUUUCAGAAAGUUGUAUGGGAAGAUAGAGGUGGAUCUCCGGGCAAAUGAUAUCGUACAGGUGACGUUGGAGAACAACUACAACACCUACAGCUUUAAUGGCAAGAAAAAACUUGUUCUGUCAACCACGAGCUGGCUUGGUGGAAAGAAUGACUUUAUUGGCAUUGCUUAUCUCACUGUUGGUGGGAUAUGCUUCUUUUUGGCAAUGUGUUUCACUGUUGUUUAUCUUGUUAAGCCAAGGCGUCUUGGCGAUCCUUCUUAUCUGUCAUGGAACAGAAACCCUGGCGGACACUAAACAAGUCUGAAGUUAUUAGAUUUUGUUUGGCUCACCCAUGGAAAACUGGUUGAUGUAAUUUAAAUGACUUAAUCAUAUAGGCUAAGCUCGAGUGUUCCGGUAUUUGAGUUUUGCACACUUGUUAGAUCUGUAUAGUAACAAUACGAAUAUGUUCAAUAUUACUGCUUGUAUUUCAGCAA
Molecule: messenger RNA, 1528 nt
Organism: Tripterygium wilfordii
Lineage: Eukaryota; Viridiplantae; Streptophyta; Magnoliopsida; Celastrales; Celastraceae
Product: ALA-interacting subunit 3-like
Exons: 9
Coding region: 297-1349 (350 amino acids)
Cellular component (GO): Golgi apparatus; plasma membrane; endoplasmic reticulum
Source: RefSeq, a predicted model, not a curated record